ACGGCGGACCGGGGCGGCGCGGGGCGGGGGCCGCGGCUCCCCGCUCCAGUAUGUAGGGUGUGGUCGGCGGCGGAGGUGCCGGCCGUCGUCAGUUGGGCCGGAGCCGGCCGUCUGUGAGCCCAGCCCAGCGCGCGCGCCGCGCCCCGACAUGACUCCGGCACAGGUCUGCGUGCUGUUAGCGGUUCUGCUGGGCGGCGGCACGGGCGCUCCGUUGGCCCGUGCCGCCCCCGCCCCCGCCCCCGGCCGCGUGCUGCAUCAGAUGAUCGCCGAUCGUUUGGGCGGCGUGCCCGCCACGCCGGCCGCCAGCGCGGCGCCGGAGCGGCCGCCCCCGCCCGGCGACUCCCGGGAGCCCCGCCAGUACGGCGAGACCGGCGACUACGACUACUACUACGUGUACGAGUACGACGACCUGCCUCCCGAGGACGCGGACGUCAGCACGGCGGAGGUCGGGCAGGCUGCAGCUGUCGCCCCGACAGAGUCCAGCGCCGCUGCCACCGACGCCGCGCCGGCCCGGGCGUCUCCGAGUCCGACACCAGAGGAGCAGGCCGUUAGUAGUGUCACGGUGAGAUCAACAGAACCCAGUGCGAGCCCAGAGUAUGGCUUGGAGCCUGAGUUGGAGUCGGAGUCGACUGUCAGGCCAGAUUUGACGAGUUCCACGAUAAGAACUUCGCACACAAACGUCCCGACAGCGGCUUCCUCCAGCCCAACGCCAAAAGAGCAGCGUAAAGAGCAGAAGGGCGUGGUCUCACAUCCAGUUUCAGAGCAUUCUCUCGAUGAAUCUAGAAUAUAUCUUGAGGAAGUAGAAUACGCUACGACGUCGGCUGAGUUAACAACUACGGAAAGUUCGCAGACUCGCACUCCAUCGAGUUCAACCAUCGCUCCUUCAUCAACCACAGCUUCGCCUUCAUCAACCACAACUUCAUCGACCACCACAUCAACGCCAUCGCCAACAACGACAUCUUCAUCCACACUAAAGCCACCCAGCACAGCCUCGCCAUCCGCAAACAAGAAGCAGCCGUACACCCGGUCCAAGCCGGCCUCGGGUGACACGUUUCACGAUCAGCUGAACGAGGUACGCCAGGGCCACUCGGAAGUGAACGAGAUCGACCUGGAGCACCAGGCAGCGGGCGGCUUCCAGCAGUCGACGGCACCGUUCGAGCAGCAGGGCUCCAGCAGCGACAAGGUGCUCGCCUACCAGCUGCGCGCCGCCAACCUGGACGAGCCGCGCGAGACGCCCGAGUUCUUUGUGCCGCCGAUCGUGCGCCGACCGUACCGACGCCGGGUGUCGCUGACGGGCGGUGGACGGCGCAGCAACGCGCCCAGCCUCGGCGACCGGCUGGCCGAGCAGGUGCGCCGGCAACUGGAGGAACUGGAGCGCCGCGAACAGGCCGAGACCGGCUACCGACACCCGUUUAUCCCGAGCCCGCCGACCACCAGCGAGAGGCCGUACCGGCACCCCUUCAUCCCCAGUCCGCCCACCACCACUGAGAAACCGUACAAGCAUCCGUUCAUUCCGACUCCUCCCAGCACCACAGAAAAGCCCUACAAACCUCCCUUCAUCCCCACACCACCCUCCACGACAGAGAAGCCCUACAGACCGCCGUUCAUCCCCACCGCACCGAGCACCACCAGUCGUCCGUACCAGCAUCCGUUCAUCCCGUCCGCGCCGACACCCACCCCGCAGCCCUACCGCCACCCGUUCAUCCCCGUACCUCCGUCAGCGACAGAGCGGCCGCAGGCGCGCCGCAUCGGCGGCGACGCCGGCCGCGCGCAGGCCACCAUCGUGCACGAGGAGACGCUCGAGGCGGGCUUCAUCGUCGGUGAGUACGGCGUGGUGCACGGCGGCGGCACGGUGCGCGGGGUCAAGUACGCCGCCGACAGCAGCGUCGACCGGCGGCUACUUGAGGAGGCGCUUGCGCACUUCCUGAGGCUGUGAGACAGCCGGUGGCGACGGCUGCCGCGACCGGCCGACAUACGCUGCCGUCAGACCUCGCCGGACCCGCCGGGCGGCGUAAGCGUCAUCGCCGCCAUCACGCAUCAUCAAGGUCGUCAUCAGAAGUGGCUGUCGAUGACGGUGAGAUGGAGUGCGUCAUCGCUUUGUGUGGCGCCGACUCGGAAAUACGUGCCCGGUGACAGUGCCAUUUGCGACUGGACGUUGGAGGAGGUGUGCCGCUGCGUUUUAACCAUGCAUAUCGUGUGUGUGUUGGCUCCAUCGAAUUUCAUUUUUAUCGACUGUGAGGCUACACCGAGUUCCAUUUACAUCAGCUGUAAAGCAUGGAGUGGUAGCACAAAGUCUAGAAGUUAUCGUGUUGUAUAACGAAGCAAGGGCAGUCGAUCAUCUUCACAGGCGUGGCGUGGCCGCCGGCAGCGUAGGCGGCCGUAUGCAGCAGCUCUGAGCCGGUUUGUCUUUCGGUUGGGUGGGCCAUUGGUCAGUUCAUAAUCGUCAUAUCAGAAGUAUGUCAUCGAUGAAGCUUACGCAGUCUUAUCGCCGAAACGCUAUAAUAAUAAGGGCAUUGCACUAU
Molecule: messenger RNA, 2522 nt
Organism: Amphibalanus amphitrite
Lineage: Eukaryota; Metazoa; Arthropoda; Thecostraca; Balanomorpha; Balanidae
Product: flocculation protein FLO11-like
Exons: 2
Coding region: 149-1936 (595 amino acids)
Source: RefSeq, a predicted model, not a curated record